AUGCCGACAAUUGUACGAAUUUUUCUGCUGCGAAAGCGUAAAUUCUUUCCUCGAAAGAGCGAAGCAUCGGUAUCUAUGACGAUAAUUGGACUUCACAACGAAAAGGUCUCGGUAUACGUGGGCGCUAAACCACUCAUUCAUAUAAAUUUCAUUGAAUAUCGACUCUAUAUCAUUGAAAAUGUCACUCCGCAAAUUGCAUAG
Messenger RNA from Plasmopara halstedii, 201 nucleotides. RefSeq lists its product as uncharacterized. The coding region runs from base 1 to 201 and encodes 66 amino acids. The record is from RefSeq and is a predicted model, not a curated record. Lineage: Eukaryota; Oomycota; Peronosporomycetes; Peronosporales; Peronosporaceae. The transcript has 2 exons.